CCUAACACAGACACACUCUCACUGUAUGAUUGCAUUGCAUAGACAUUACCACAACAACAGACAGACAGUUAUAACUAGUUUAGUCUUUAAGUUAAAACUUUUCAUUUGAAUACUAUUUAUUGGCGAAGAAGAAGAAGACAUCGACAGUCACUCUUCAAGACAUACAUAACACACUUGUCGUUAGUCGUCGGCAGCGAUUGUCUGACAAAAAUAUUUGAUGUCUUCAACUCAUCCAAUACAGUGGUCGUCAUCGUCGCCAACAUUUCGUUAGCAAUCAGUUAGAGCCGUCUUCUUAUAGCUGAUCCCGUCUUAUAUUCAGUGGUGAUAUCAUGGCCUUUAUAUUGUCAUACAUUGUCUACUCGUUUCGAUCGUUGUCCUCGAUAUUUAUGUCGGCGGCGGCGACGACUAAUACAAUGGCCACCAAUUGUACGGCUAUUCGACAUUUGGACGUACCGUUGCCGCCGGUCAUACACAAGACACUAAGCAAAGAAUUUAUGGACACAUUUGCCGAAGUGGUAGUCAUUGGCGAUGUUCACGGAUGUUAUGACGAAUUGCUGGAACUGUUAGACAAGAUUAAGGACGACAAGAAAGACGGGAACAAUUCAUCCGAAGAGUAUAAUAAUAAUAAACGAAUUCUGAAGCUAUUUGUCGGCGAUUUGGUGAACAAAGGACCGAAAAGUGCUGAAGUAUUGACAUAUUUGAUGUCCAAUCCAUUGGAUUGUCAAUCGGUUCGCGGAAAUCACGACGAAGUAGUUAUCAAUGAGUUCUUGAGGUAUGAAACGGAUGGCGAACAGGCAUUGAAACCUAAGAACAAAUGGAUUAGUCAACUAAGUCGACCACAAGUUGAUUAUCUACUUGAGAUGCCGUACACUAUAAGCAUUCCUUCAUUGAACGCACUGGUAGUUCACGCCGGUAUUGUUCCCGGUCUGGAUCUUCAUCGGCAAACACUCAAAGAUAUGGUUGUUAUGCGUAAUCUAUAUCUGGACAAUGAAGAAAACCAACAACAACUGGUGGCUACCAAUAGCGACAAAACUGGCGACAAAUGGAUUAGCCGCUGGUCAGGACCCGAACAUAUCUAUUUCGGACACGACGCCAAACGAGGGCUACAACGGGCCCAAUUGGCUACCGGUUUGGACACCGGUUGCGUGUAUGGCAAUUCGUUGACCGCAUUGUUUAUUGCCGGCCACCGCACCGGUACGUUUGUGUCGGUCAAAGCCCGUGCAGUACACGUGCAGCCGAAAAUCAAAUCUGACCUCUAAUAACAAUAACCCGAUAAUUAUCGGUAAUUAUAUCAUAUA
This is a messenger RNA of Oppia nitens, 1298 nucleotides long. RefSeq names its product bis(5'-nucleosyl)-tetraphosphatase PrpE [asymmetrical]-like. NCBI's taxonomy places the organism in Eukaryota, Metazoa, Arthropoda, Arachnida, Sarcoptiformes, Oppiidae. Gene Ontology annotation, biological process: polyphosphate catabolic process. Gene Ontology annotation, cellular component: cytoplasm. Bases 330 to 1259 code for a protein of 309 amino acids. The transcript has a single exon. Gene Ontology annotation, molecular function: phosphatase activity; endopolyphosphatase activity. The record is from RefSeq and is a predicted model, not a curated record.